GACAAAAAAGUUCUAACCAUUUGCGUUGUUUCAUCAACUAUUUGAUCGUCUGAUUUUCUUCAUAAGUAGAAAAUUAAAGCAAAAGGAUUUUGUUUGAUAUCUGUCUAGUUUACGAGACGUACAAGAAAAUGAAGAAAUUUAUUCGAUAGAGGAACCACGCAUUUACAUUUUCAAUGGCGCUGUAAUGUUAUGGAACUUAUCUCCAUUAGAAAAAUUUUAUGCACGCAAUAAGUGGAUCAUGUGUAAGACAGUUAAAGAAACACAUCUUGAAUGUUUAGAAAUUUCCCUGUGUUACGAAUAUGAAGUUAUACUUAAAUGAUUUAAAUGGAAUGAAAGAUAACUAAUAUCCUCGACAAAUUAGCUAGUCGCUAGUUUAAAAUUUUUAAAAAAUUAAAUUGUAUUAUUUGAAUUUGAACUCGGUAUUAAUUAAUUAUAUUUCAGCAAUAUCAUUUAUUGAAGAGGCGAAAAAUAAAUAGCAUGGCCUAUGGUAACAGUAUUUGCUACGCCACUAAAAGUGUCGAUAGUUUAUCAGUGUAAGAAAAUUACUAUCCAAAAUACUCAGCAAUAUUGUUAUGAUAUCUUCACGAUAUUGCACAGCAAUCAGAAUAUCGAAUAAUAAAGUGGCGAUAUUGUACAAUGUGCUAAUAUAGGUACUUGUACAGGUAACAGGUACUUGAAAACGAGAAUUUCUUUCCUAAACUCACUAUUUUUCCCGUAUCAUAAAUAAAUUUUAUAAUUACUAAGCAUUUAAAAUUUAUUUUUCAUGCAUAACCUCUUGCUAAAUAAUUUUUUGGCAAUGCUAUUUCCUAAUUCAACUGCAAGGACCAAAAAGUGAAGAAUUUGAACCCUCCCGCUAAUCGGCAAAAUCGAUAUUUUCCCCAAUCAAAAAAAGAAAGAAAAAGCAAAAUAUUUUUUACUAUCAAAAUUUGAAUAUCAGAUGAGUUUGUUAAACUGUAUAUUAGAAAUAUCAACAUGAAAAUCACAAUCUUCAAAGAAAAAAUCGCUCCUCCUAUUCCUUUCCCCUGCGUCGACGUAGAACACGGAAGAGUAACGAAUUACGCUUCAAUUAUAUACAUAAAAAGCGGAUGCUUUUUGUUACGCUGUAUAAAUUACAUAUGAAUAACUGCUAACUUUUAACCUUUUAUCAACAAAUAAAUAUUUUUGGACACUCUUUUCUUCCUGUCCUACAUCAAUGGGAAAUCAUCGGAGCGCGUCAAGAGGUAUGUUCAAGUAUUUAACAGAUCGCCACUAUCCCAGGGAAGUUAAUAUCAGCGACCCAUUCGUUAACUUAGUUAACUUGGCUCGCAGGGUCAGUUUGGGCGCUGAAAUUGCAAGUCGCUGUUUUUUAAAACCAGUCUUACUGUCCUAAGCAGCUGCCUUGUUGAAUAUCCAUCACUGUUCAUAAUCUUUGUGUCAUGGUGAAAUCGCUCACCUUCCUCUUCGCUAGUGUCACCAAGAUUUUCAGGGAAACAAUCAUAAUGAAUUCCAUAAUGGAAACAAGCCGAGCGAAAUGUUUUGUUCGAUGGGCUAUCAUAGCAGUUGGAAUUUUGGCAAUUACAGAUAGUGUGUUCAUACCUUUGGUGGUAUAUCGUAUAUGCUACCAGUCCACGAGUCAGUUUGUACCGAGCCAGUGCGUCAACUGUCCUUUCUUAGCAUUACAGGGCUAUUCCUUCAGCUGCUUUGGAAAUACUGCAUUUCCCAGGAAUAUGACCCCAGCUCAAGCACAAUGCAUGAUACAGAGAUGUCAAGACGGUGUAAAGCAAACAUCUGUUUAUCUGGGAAGGAAGAAAAGAGACGACAGCAGCAAAUCGACUGGAGAAUUCGUAAUUUCACAAUUCCCAAAAAGUGACACUGGAGAAAGUCCUCAAGAAAAAAAUAUGCAAGUUGUUGGUGAAAUAGAUGUUUAUGUAGAUGCUGAUUAUGAUGAUGAAGAAAUGUUUUGAACUGCAAAAAAGU
Molecule: messenger RNA, 1956 nt
Organism: Argiope bruennichi
Lineage: Eukaryota; Metazoa; Arthropoda; Arachnida; Araneae; Araneidae
Exons: 8
Coding region: 1416-1943 (175 amino acids)
Source: RefSeq, a predicted model, not a curated record